Messenger RNA from Notolabrus celidotus (New Zealand spotty), 2417 nucleotides. Its product is annotated as actin-related protein 3-like. Gene Ontology annotation, molecular function: actin filament binding. Gene Ontology annotation, biological process: Arp2/3 complex-mediated actin nucleation. The record is from RefSeq and is a predicted model, not a curated record. The transcript is spliced from 12 exons. The coding region runs from base 162 to 1418 and encodes 418 amino acids. Gene Ontology annotation, cellular component: Arp2/3 protein complex; actin cortical patch. NCBI's taxonomy places the organism in Eukaryota, Metazoa, Chordata, Actinopteri, Labriformes, Labridae.
UCUUGCCUCUCCCUGCCUGCCAAGAGCCGAGUGCGGAAGUGGAAACGGCACUGUGCGGGCUCAGGGUUCCGCCUGUGGACGCCUCGCCAGAUUCCUCCAGCCAAAACAGCCCGCUAUCCUUCAAAUUUAACCCUUCCUGAGCAGCAAGGACCUGGGAAGAGAUGGCUGGACGGUUACCGGCGUGUGUUGUCGACUGCGGCACAGGUUACACCAAGCUGGGGUAUGCAGGAAACACAGAGCCACAGUUCAUCGUGCCAUCAUGUAUCGCAAUCAAAGAGUCAGCCAAGGUCGGGGACCAGGCCCAGCGGAGGAUGAUGAAGGGGGUGGAUGACUUGGAUUUCUACAUCGGAGAUGAAGCAGUAGACAAACCCUCAUAUUCCACUAAAUGGCCGAUCCGUCACGGGAUUGUGGAGGACUGGGACCUGAUGGAGCGCUUCAUGGAGCAGAUCAUCUUCAAGUACCUGAGGGCUGAACCUGAGGACCAUUAUUUCCUCCUGACCGAGCCGCCUCUGAACACACCAGAGAACCGAGAGUAUACGGCCGAGAUCAUGUUUGAAUCCUUCAACGUACCCGGGCUGUACAUCGCUGUGCAGGCUGUGCUUGCUCUAGCAGCCUCCUGGACGUCCAGACAGGUGGGAGAGAGGACGCUGACAGGCACAGUCAUCGACAGUGGAGACGGUGUCACCCACGUUAUCCCUGUGGCUGAAGGUUACGUCAUUGGUAGCUGUAUAAAGCACAUUCCCAUUGCGGGACGAGACAUCACCUACUUCACCCAGCAGCUCCUCAGGGAGAGGGAGGUGGGCAUCCCGCCCGAGCAGUCCCUGGAGACGGCAAAGGCAGUAAAGGAGCGGUUCAGCUAUGUGUGCCCGGAUCUAGUCAAAGAGUUCAGCAAGUACGACACGGACGGCUCCAAGUGGAUCAAGCAGUACACCGGAAUCAACUCCAUCAGCAAGAAGGAGUUCACCAUCGACGUGGGCUACGAGCGCUUCCUGGGGCCCGAGAUCUUCUUCCACCCAGAGUUUGCCAACCCAGACUUCACCCAGCCCAUCUCUGAAGUUGUGGACGAGGUGAUUCAGAACUGCCCCAUUGAUGUCAGACGUCCUCUCUAUAAGAACAUUGUUCUGUCAGGAGGCUCCACCAUGUUCAGGGACUUUGGGCGGCGUCUGCAGAGAGACUUAAAGAGGACGGUUGAUGCCCGGCUGAAGAUGAGUGAGGAGCUGAGUGGAGGCAAACUCAAGCCCAAACCAAUCGAUGUCCAGGUCAUCACUCAUCACAUGCAGAGAUACGCAGUCUGGUUUGGUGGUUCAAUGUUAGCAUCAACUCCCGAGUUCUACCAGGUCUGCCACACCAAAAAGGACUACGAAGAGAUCGGGCCGAGCAUCUGUCGCCACAACCCCGUGUUUGGAGUCAUGUCUUAACUCUGGAGUCUGACAGCCGUGGGCGGGCGGGGGGGGCUGCGAUAUCGGGGGCGGGUGGGUGAAGUUAGACUUUGUUAAUGACAGACCGACUCAGGAGGUGGAGGAUGAUGGUGCUUCUGUGCUCUUUGAUUACUUGUUGAUGUGUGAGACGAGAAGGCCACCCAGAAUUUUAAUAGAAAAAAAAAAAAGAAAAGAGGCCAGACCAAACACAGAGCGGCAGGAAAAUUAUUGUGAAUGUUCCUUUAUUUUUCUCUAUUUCUGUUUUUUUCUUCUUUUUUUUCAACAUGAGGGAAAAGGUUUGCAAGCCAAACAAUUAUAGGAACAUUUCUGGAUCUGUUGAGUGUAUGCAGGGAGUGAUGAUGACGAGGAUAAAGAUGAUGAUGGUUAUUAAGACGGUGUUGGUAGAUGAUGAUAAAAACAUUGAGAGCAACUUCCUGACACCAGAACAUAUUAUUUAUGUUUAUUAAAGUCCAGGCAGGAGAUCAUGACAACUUAGGAACAUAUUAUUGUCUCCUUUUAUUUCUACAUUACUUCUCCCAGCUUCAAAUGCACACACAAGAGCUUGUUUAUAUUUCAUACUAAAGUUUUUUAUAUGUAAAACCUGGGAAAUCAGGGGUGAAUUAAUAAAUAUCAGUACCAGAAAGAGACUGUUUUAUCCACAUGCAGCUUUGAUACGCAGUAUUUUCUUCAGUAGUAGUGGCUUUUCUUCUCCUGUUAUUCCCCACAUGUGUCAUUGCUGUCUGCCCUUUAGUUUCCAAACAGAACAUUUAACUCACAUCUGCUUUCACUCAAGGUAACGUCAGGAUUCCACCUCUGUGGUGCAGUGAAAGACAAAGGAGAGGAAUUAUUGAGGUGAUAAAGAUGAAAUAAGACUGUCAGACCAGUAUUGUUAGACUAGAAUUUUUUUUUAUUAUUAUUAAAUACCAAAUUAUUAAAUGAGUGGGAUUUGUGUAUUUAAUGCCUUGCAACAUUCCAAUAAAGGCUGAAAUUUGUUUCUAA